AAAACCCUUUCUCCGUUCCAGUCCAUAUCGCAGCUAAAGAAGUCGGUUAGUAUGGCAGAACAAGCAAUAACGCAAGGCGCUAUCCGGAGUAUUUUCGAGCCCGGAGGCUGCAUUGUAGCAUGUCCUGUCAUGCAAUGCGUGCAGAUCAAAGCUAUGGAGUCCAAGGCUGGAGAUGUCAAUCCUCAGCAACGUUUCCGUGUCGUACUGAGUGACAUCCGGAACUUCAUCCAGACCAUGCUUGCAACCGCGGCCAACGAGGUCAUUACCGAUGGAAAGCUUAAGAAAGGCUCCAUCGUCAGAUUGUUGAAGUACAAUCCUCAGCAGGUGAAGGAGAAGAAGAUCUUAAUUCUCAUGGAAGUUGAGGUUCUUGAGCAGUACGGCGAGUUGGAAAAGAUCGGAACUCCCGAUGCGCUUGAUAUAAAAGAUGAGAAGCCCCAACCUUCAGCUAUCUCCGGUGGUGGAUUCUACGGAAGCAAACCACCACAGCCUCCCCAAAAGCAGCAGGUGUCCCUUCCCGUCCAUAAUAGCAACCCCGGAACGGCUGCUCACCCGCAUCUCUAUCCUAUCGAAUCUCUCUCUCCAUACACUCAUAAAUGGACAAUCCGGGCGCGAUGCACUCACAAGGGAGAGAUCAAGACAUGGCACAACACAAAAGGAGAAGGAAAGCUGUUUAGUGUGAACUUGCUAGACGAUACUGGAGAGAUCCGGGCCACUGGCUUCAACGAUGCCUGCGAUAGGCUGUAUGACCUGUUUCAGGAAGGAACGGUUUACUACAUAUCCGCUCCAUGCAGAGUGACGCUUGCGAAGAAGCAGUUCUCUAAUCUAGCAAACGACUACGAACUGCAUUUCGAGAGGGACACGGAAGUUGAAAAGGCUGAAGAUCAAGAUAAUGCCCCCCAAAUCCGGUACAACUUCACGAAAAUUGGCGAUCUUGGCUCUGUAGAAAAAGACAGUACUAUCGACACUAUUGGGGUGUUGAAGGAAGUUGGCGAGAUAAGCACGAUUACCUCGAAAAACACCAACAAGGAUUUCAGUAAACGGGACCUUACGCUUGCUGACGACACUCAAACAUCAAUCCGGUUAACAAUAUGGGGUACUACCGCGCAAUCUUUUGAUUCCCCCCUUGAAUCCAUCAUUGCAUUCAAGGGUGUGAAAGUCUCUGACUUUGGAGGCAAGAGUUUGAGCCUUCUCAGCUCAGGUUCGAUAUCCGUGGACCCCGAUAUCGAUGACGCACACAAACUGAGAGGAUGGUACAAUGCGGCUGGUCAAAAUGCUCAAUUCGCUACGCAUCAAAGUCUGUCGAGCAACGUAGGCGGUGGCGCAAGAAAUGAUGGCAAACUCAUCUCUCAAAUAGUUGAGGAAGAGAGUUAUCUAAACGAUACACCGUCAUAUUUCAACCUCAAAGCCUCCGUCGUCUUUGUCAAGAACACCGUGGUGGCGUAUCCGGCUUGCUCAACAUCAAACUGCAACAAGAAGGUGAUCGAAGAGAACCCAAACGAAUGGUGGUGCGAGAAAUGCCAGCGAAAGUGGCCAAAACCUGAAUAUCGAUAUGUUCUCAGCGUCAACGUUGCUGACCAUACUGGUCAGCUUUGGUUGAGCUGCUUCGAUGACGCUGGACGAAUAAUUGUUGGUAUGCCUGGAAAUGAUUUGAUGGACAUGAAAGAUCAGGAUGACAACAAUGGAACCCAACUUUACAAAGAUGCGCUGCAGGAAGCUACCUGCAAGACGUUCAAUUUCAGGGUUAGGGCGAAGAUGGAGACCUAUCAAGAUCAACCCAAGCCCCGCUAUCAGGUUCAGAGUAUCUCUACCCUCAACUAUGCCCAGGAGUGCCAUAAGCUGUCCCAGCUCCUGAAGCAGUACGACCUAAACGAGUCCGACAGCUUGUUCGUUCAGUAGGAUGAUUCAUAUGAUCGUCCUUUGCUCACCAAUGAAGGUCUCCCUCUGCCUAAGAUGAAGCCUUCAUGCUUUACGGGAUUCCGGGUGUACACUUUCAGCUUUUGGGUUUCUUACACGGUUCAAGUUGGGAUGCUCAUAGGACAUGUAUGACAAGGAUAAAUAGCAUCUUGCUGAAAGGGAUGCAGGUCAGCAUAGCAGGGUAGAAGGCCGGGCAUAUUGGACCUUUGUACCGUCUAUCUUCUGCUCAGUUAUGUCUUUGCAUCCAGCUUCAAGAUAGUGUCCAGGUUUGUCAGUCCAAUC
Lindgomyces ingoldianus is the source of this 2196-nucleotide messenger RNA. Its product is annotated as replication protein-like protein A 70 kDa DNA-binding subunit. The record is from RefSeq and is a predicted model, not a curated record. Lineage: Eukaryota; Fungi; Ascomycota; Dothideomycetes; Pleosporales; Lindgomycetaceae. Gene Ontology annotation, cellular component: nucleus. Gene Ontology annotation, biological process: DNA recombination; DNA replication; DNA repair. Gene Ontology annotation, molecular function: DNA binding. The transcript is spliced from 6 exons. The coding region runs from base 52 to 1896 and encodes 614 amino acids.